Kwoniella botswanensis is the source of this 1122-nucleotide messenger RNA. Its product is annotated as peptidyl-prolyl cis-trans isomerase D. The transcript is spliced from 7 exons. The record is from RefSeq and is a predicted model, not a curated record. NCBI's taxonomy places the organism in Eukaryota, Fungi, Basidiomycota, Tremellomycetes, Tremellales, Cryptococcaceae. Gene Ontology annotation, molecular function: protein binding; peptidyl-prolyl cis-trans isomerase activity. The coding region runs from base 1 to 1122 and encodes 373 amino acids. Gene Ontology annotation, biological process: protein peptidyl-prolyl isomerization.
AUGCCCAACACCAUCACUUACUUCGAUAUCACCAUCGGAGGUUCGCCGGCCGGCCGAUUGACCUUUGAACUCUUUGAUGAUGUCGUACCAAAGACCGCGGACAAUUUCAAACACCUCUGUCUGGGAGACAAGACCAACUCUUCCGGUCGAAAGCUCGCAUACGAAGGAUCUAUCUUUCACAGAUGCAUAAAGAGUUUCAUGCUUCAGGGAGGUGACUUCACCAAUGGAAAUGGUACAGGUGGUGAAUCAAUCUAUGGAGAAAAGUUUGAAGAUGAGGGAUUUACGUUGAAACACGAUAAACCAAUGUUACUCUCCAUGGCUAAUGCUGGACCAAACACCAAUGGAUCUCAAUUCUUCAUUACUACCGUCCCAACACCCCACCUCGAUGGUAAACACGUAGUAUUCGGCCGUGUACGAUCUAACAAAGGAUUAGUUCGACGAAUCGAAGCGUUACCUACUACAUCCGAUAAACCAAAUGAAGAAGUUAAAAUCGCCUCUGCGGGUGUGUUGACUCCAGAGGAUAUCGCUAAAGAGGAUGAAGAGAGGAAGAAGGCUCAGGAAGCUAGUGGUGGUGAAGAUAUCUGGGAGGACUACCCUCAAGAUGAAGAAGGUAUAGAUGCUGAGAAAGCAGAUGAGGCUUUGAGUGUGGCCCUGAAGUUGAAAGAUGUCGGUACAAAAGAAUUCAAAGCUGGGCAAUUCGCUACAGCUUUAGACAAAUACCAAAAAGCCUUGAGAUACCUUGAUGUACAUCCCGUCUUACCUGAUGAUGCCCCUAAAGAACAAGUAGAGGGUUUCCGAGCAGCUCGAAUUCCAUUAUUGACUAAUGCCGCUCUUGCCGCUCUGAAAUGUACACCCCCAGCAGCGACCUUGGCGAUGAUUCUCACCACCCGUGCAUUGGCUAUCGAUAAUCUCACACCGGCCGAAAAAGGCAAAGCGUUAUAUAGAAGGGCUUUAGCUGAGAUCCAAAAGAAGGAAGAUGAAGAGGCUGAGAAGGAUCUCAAGGCCGCUUUGGAGUGCGUACCGGGAGAUGCGGGUAUAUUGAAAGCUUUGAAGGAUGUUGAGCAGAAACGAAAGGAGAGGAGGGAGAAAGAGAGAAAGGCUUUCUCUAAGAUGUUUGGUUAG